This is a messenger RNA of Podarcis muralis (Common wall lizard), 1161 nucleotides long. RefSeq names its product DGAT1/2-independent enzyme synthesizing storage lipids-like. Gene Ontology annotation, cellular component: membrane. The record is from RefSeq and is a predicted model, not a curated record. NCBI's taxonomy places the organism in Eukaryota, Metazoa, Chordata, Lepidosauria, Squamata, Lacertidae. Gene Ontology annotation, molecular function: acyltransferase activity.
UAAAUAGCAGGAGAUUUCAUGUAAUCAUGAACGCUUCUGGAAUGGCAGUUCAAACUAAUAUACUGCAUUUUCUGUUUUCCAGGUAAACAGUGGGGGAAAAUACCAUCAAAACCAAAGAAGAUUUAACUGGAUUUGUUUCCUUCCUUGGCAUACACGUGGGGCUUCAUAUCAGGAAACCAUGAGCCGCUUUACUCAAAUGCUGGGAAACUGGAUUAGUUUUCCUUCCAUGGAAGAAUACCUGAGCUCAAGGACUUACUCUUGGUGGUUGAGUAUGCUUCUGAUUUUGCCUUGUUCAAUCAUUAUAAUGACGUAUUUGUUUAUCUGUGCAAUCUCAUUUUUGCUAUAUGUCCACAAGAAGAGGAAUAACAGGCAAGAAACUGAUUUUGAUACCAAAUUUUGGAAAAAGCCAAAGCAAAUUACGUUUCAAGUUUUAGAUAUAUUUGGAAAGAUAUGGCAUGGUUAUGAAGUUUUUGGCAUGGAACAUCUUCCUAAAGGACCAGUGCUUAUUAUCUUUUAUCACCCAGUUUGUACUAUUGACUAUUUCUUCCUUAUCGCUAGACUUUUCAAGGAGACAGGGAGAGAGUGCUUUUCAAUAUGUGAUCAUGCCAUAUAUCGGUUUCCAGGGUGGAAGACGGCUUUAGAUGCGGCCGGGUUGAAAGAUUUCAAUAAAGCUGAAUGUGUGGAAAUUUUGAAGAAAGGCCAUUCACUGGGCAUUGCCCCUGGCGGAGGUAGAGAAGGAAACUUCGGUACUGACUACAACAUAAUGUGGGGUAACCGCACAGGUUUCGCUCAGAUAGCUUUGGAGGCAAAAGUGCCCAUCAUCCCUAUAUUUACACAAAACAUUUGUGAAGCAUACAGGAACAUUGGAAAGUCAAGGUUGACAAGGUGGUUAUAUGAGAAAACAAGACUUAUCUACCUUCCCGUAUAUGGAGGAUUUCCAGUGAAACUGAGGACAUAUAUUGGAGAACCCAUCCCAUAUGAUCCAAAUAUAACAGCUGCAGAGCUGGCUGAAAAAACAAAGACUGCAAUUGAAAAUCUUCGGGAUAAACACCAAAAAAGGCCAGGAAAUAUAUUAAGAGCUCUUUCAGAACGAUUUGAUAAGCAUUACAAAGCUGACUAGUCCAUAUAAAGCAGUUGUAAUGUUUAUGAUCAUGCAUCUGU